AUGCCGCCAUCGUAUUACCUUCUUCACACGCAGUAUCAUGCAGCAGUCAUAUUGCUACAUCGGCCAUUUGUGCGAUACAGCGAGAAGUCGGAAGCGGAUGUGGGCAAUCCUUUCACCAGCCUGUCCCGCACCAGUUGUGUCGAGAGUGCUGAGCACAUUGCCACCAUUUUCGAACAGUACCGCGCACGCUUCGACAUGGCGCAGGCCUAUGGCACGGCUGUGCAACAUGCUGGCACGGCAGUAACAGCGCUCAUGGGCGAGGUCAUACUUCAGACGGACAUGCCUCAGCGCGACAAGUUGAUUGAAAAGAUCACAUCGCUGCGGCUCGCCAUCAGCUUGAUGGCAAAAAACUACCAGCCUGCUGGGUACAUGACCAGCGUGGUGGACCAGUUCAUUCGUAGCAUGCAAAGUGCGGGCUUGGACAAGUCGGAACCCGAGCAACGAGCAGAUGCCGAGAGCUCUGGUCCAGAAACGGCUGCGAGGGGGCCUGCCGGUGACCUCCCAUCACAGCCCCAUCAUGACUUUGUGCCGUUAUCGCAGUGCCGGACUAGGAUGGGCGACUCGUUCGCAUUUACGCCCACUUGUUCUGGAUCCCAGUCGCCGUCGGGGCUCCCAUUCUUGCCAUCGUCGUUCCUUGAGGGUCUGAUCAUGGAUGACACAAUGUUCUCGGGCUUGGCUGGUGCUGCAGACGGAAAUCUCCCCUGGGACUAUCCGCCCGAGCUUUAA
Messenger RNA from Emericellopsis cladophorae, 726 nucleotides. RefSeq names its product regulatory protein CefR. NCBI's taxonomy places the organism in Eukaryota, Fungi, Ascomycota, Sordariomycetes, Hypocreales, Bionectriaceae. The transcript is spliced from 2 exons. The record is from RefSeq and is a predicted model, not a curated record. The coding region runs from base 1 to 726 and encodes 241 amino acids.